AUGUUGAUGAAGUUUGGUCUUCCCAGUGCUGAUGCCUGGAGCAAAGUGCCUACCCUUGAAACUCCAGUAGCUCCGAGCCCAUUCACCUGUCAAUACUUGACUCAAUUGUAUGAAUUCACCAUGAAAGGUUCGACUCCAUUAACCAUUGCCAUUAUUUAUUUCACUUCGGUGCAUCUUAUGAAUAAGGUUGUCAGGAAUAGACAAGUUCGUAAACAACAGGAAUUGGAGAAAACGAGUGAUUAUAAAGGGGGAAAAGGACAGAAAAAGCAAAGAUUACCAGCUGCUCCUUAUUCCAUCUCCAAGACUCCGUUAUUCAAAGUCUUUGUCAUCUUGCACAAUAUAUUUUUAUGUGCUUAUUCUGUAUGGACAUUUAUUGGAAUCACAACCACAAUUGCAUCAACCAUGGACAUUUUCAAAUUAGAAUUGAUUCCAUCAUUUUAUCAAACUCUUAAAAUUGAAAACUACACCUUGCAAAAAUUAGAUGUGUUUUUCCAAAGUGUCUGUGACCCCAAUAGUGGAAUUUUUUCCAGAGUCAUUACAUCAACUCAAGGAUUGCAUAACUUGGAAAUAUUGGGUUUCUGGUUUUAUAUUUCUAAAUUUUACGAAGUUAUUGACACCAUUGUCAUUCUUCUCAAGGGACGUCCAUCAUCAUUAUUGCAAAGUUAUCAUCAUGCUGGAGCCAUGAUGUGCAUGUGGGCUGGAGUUAGAUUCCAAUCGCCACCAAUUUGGAUCUUUGUUGUAUUCAAUUCAUUCAUCCAUUCAUUAAUGUAUCUCUACUUUACGUUAUCUUGUUUCCAUGUUAGAGUCCCUCAAGUGUUUAAAAGGAUGUUGACAUCGAUGCAAAUCACUCAAUUUGUUGUCGGUGGCAGUAUUGCUAUUUUACAUUGUUUUGUUUGGAUUAUUGAUACUAGUAAAAUGGUUAGUGCCGAGAACAUGGAGUUGGUGAAUUGUAUCAGCACUCCUGAUCAAGCAUUACCAGUGUUGAUUAAUGUUGCAUAUUUGACCCCAUUAACGGCUUUAUUUGCUGCUUUUUACAUUGAAAGUUAUUUCAAAAAGAAGACCGCUUAG
Molecule: messenger RNA, 1068 nt
Organism: Lodderomyces margitis
Lineage: Eukaryota; Fungi; Ascomycota; Pichiomycetes; Serinales; Debaryomycetaceae
Exons: 1
Coding region: 1-1068 (355 amino acids)
Biological process (GO): fatty acid elongation, polyunsaturated fatty acid; sphingolipid biosynthetic process; very long-chain fatty acid biosynthetic process
Cellular component (GO): endoplasmic reticulum membrane
Molecular function (GO): fatty acid elongase activity
Source: RefSeq, a predicted model, not a curated record